GAAAAGGCGAAGGAGGAGAAGGCAGACCGAGGCGAGGGAGGCAGGAAGGGAAGGAGGAGGAGGAGGAGGGGACGCCCGGCAGUGCUGGAUGCAGCGAGCACGGUUGGAAGAGCAGCCGCCGCCGCCGCCGCCUCCUCUUUUGGCCGGGGAGCGUCUCUGCUGCUGAGCCCGAGCUGCUCGCGGAGGCGGCGAGGGAGCCAAGCCCCCUUGCAGCGGCGCGGACGCGACACCCGAGGGCAAGGGGGAGCGACAGAGGAGCUGCGAGGAAGGCUGGCACGCAGCGCAGCGCAGGCAGGCAGGCGAGCAGGCAAGAGCCGCUUCUCUCUUCGCCUUGAGCCGCCCAGGCACCCCCACCACCGCGGGCAAGAUGUGGCUGGGCAGGCUGCUGCUGAGGUUCGCCCUGGGAUUUACUGUGCUGCUGCUCUGCGCUUCGUCCCCGGGCCAAGGGGCUGCUCAGAGCCACCUGGAAGCGGACGUCGCCGCCGCCGCCGUCGCGAAGGAAACCAACAGCCGGGCCAGCCGGGCCAAGAGGCGAGGGCAGUCGGGAGUCGCCGCCGGGCACGAUGCGCUCAAAGGACCCAACGUAUGUGGAUCACGUUACAAUGCCUACUGUUGUCCUGGAUGGAAAACAUUACCUGGCGGAAACCAGUGCAUAGUCCCAAUUUGUAGACAUUCCUGUGGAGAUGGAUUUUGCUCAAGACCAAACAUGUGCACAUGUCCAAGCGGCCAGAUUGCCCCCUCCUGUGGCUCAAAAUCAGUGCAACACUGCAACAUCAGAUGUAUGAAUGGAGGCACGUGUAGUGAUGACCAUUGUCUCUGUCAGAAAGGGUACACAGGAGCACAGUGUGUACAGCCUGUCUGUGAAAGUGGGUGUCUGAAUGGAGGCAGAUGUGUUGCGCCCAACAGGUGCGCCUGCACGUAUGGUUUUACCGGACCCCAGUGUGAACGAGACUACAGGACUGGCCCGUGCUUCACAUUGGUCACCAACCAGAUGUGCCAAGGGCAGCUCAGUGGGAUAGUCUGCACAAAAACCCUCUGCUGUGCGACCGUCGGGAGAGCGUGGGGCCACCCGUGCGAAAUGUGUCCGGCUCAGCCUCAUCCUUGUCGCCGGGGCUUCAUUCCAAACAUCCGGACGGGAGCCUGUCAAGAUGUGGAUGAGUGCCAAGCUAUCCCGGGGAUUUGUCAAGGGGGAAAUUGCAUUAAUACUGUUGGAUCUUUUGAGUGCAAGUGCCCAGCUGGACACAAGUUUAAUGAAGUGACACAAAAAUGUGACGAUAUUGAUGAGUGCAGUACCAUUCCUGGAAUCUGUGAUGGCGGAGAAUGUUCCAACACAGUUAGCAGUUACUUCUGUAAAUGCCCUUCUGGAUUUUACACAGCCCCUGAUGGCUCCAGGUGCAUAGAUGUACGCCCUGGAUACUGCUUUUCUUCACUCACUAAUGGCCGCUGCGGCAACCAACUGCAACAGGUGUUUACCAAAAUGCAGUGCUGUUGUGACUCUGGACGGUGCUGGUCUCCUGGAGCAACUAGUGCCCCGGAAAUGUGUCCCAUCAGAGCUACUGAGGAGUUCCGCAAAUUAUGCGUAUUUGAUGGCUUACCACCACUGAGACCAGAAAUCCCUGGCAGGCCUCCUAUCAUCUAUCCUCUACCUGACACAUAUCCUCCCCUACCAGGACCAGGACCACAAGUUGUUGUUCCGUCCCGUAGACCAGAUAUUCAGCCAGUUAAUGUCACUCACCCCAACUAUUGCCAGGUAUAUCAAAAUCUUUGCAUCAAUGGACGCUGUAUCCCAACUCCUGGAAGUUAUCGCUGUGAAUGUAAGAAAGGAUUUGAACUGGAUCUCAGAGGGGAAUGCAUUGAUGUUGAUGAGUGUGAGAGGAGCCCUUGUAUUGGCGGAGACUGUGUAAAUACGCAAGGAUCCUACAUAUGCCAGUGCCGGCCUGGAUAUCAAAGUACCCUUAUGAGGACAGAAUGCCGAGAUAUUGAUGAAUGCUUGCAGAAUGGCCGGAUAUGUAAUCAUGGGCGGUGCAUAAACACUGAUGGCAGUUUCCACUGCGUUUGCAAUGCUGGCUUUCAUGUGUCAGCUGAUGGGAGAAACUGUGAAGAUAUGGACGAAUGCAGCAUACGGAAUAUGUGUCUUAAUGGUAUGUGCAUCAAUGAAGAUGGAAGCUUUAAGUGCAUUUGCAAACCUGGUUUCCAGUUAGCUCCAGAUGGACGUUACUGCAGAGACAUUGAUGAGUGUGAAACACCUGGAAUAUGCAUGAAUGGACGUUGUGUAAAUAUGGAAGGUUCUUUCCGAUGCGAUUGCCUCCCUGGCCUUGCUGUGGGACUGGAUGGACGCGUGUGUGUUGAUACACAUAUGCGAAGCACAUGCUAUGGUGAAUACAGGAGAGGUCAAUGUGUUAAACCAUUAUCGGGAGCAGUUACUAAAUCAGAAUGUUGUUGUGCCAGCACGGACUAUGCAUUUGGGGAACCUUGCAGGCCUUGUCCUGCACAAAGCUCAGAUGAGUACCAUGCUCUUUGUAGCAGUGGCCCAGGCAUCACAGCAGCAGGAACUGACAUCAAUGAAUGUGCAUUGGAUCCUGACAUAUGUCCCAAUGGAAUCUGUGAAAACCUGCGUGGAACGUACAAAUGCAUUUGUAAUGCUGGGUAUGAAGUUGACUCGACUGGAAAAAACUGCAUAGACAUUGAUGAAUGCGCGCUAAACAGAUUACUUUGUGACAAUGGACAAUGCAGAAACACCCCUGGCAGCUUUACUUGCACAUGCCCCAAGGGAUUUGCCUAUAAGCCUGAGCAGCAAACAUGUGAAGAUAUUAAUGAGUGUGAAUCCAACCCCUGUAUUAAUGGAGUGUGCAAAAAUACCCCUGGCUCUUUUGUCUGUGAAUGUUCCUCGGAAAGCACUUUGGAUGCAACAAGAACCAUCUGUAUUGAGACUGUUAAAGGCACUUGUUGGCAGAGCAUUGUGAAUGGGAGGUGUGAAAUAAAUAUCAAUGGGGCCACUCUAAAGUCACAGUGCUGUUCCUCACUGGGUGCUGCUUGGGGUAGUCCCUGCAUUCCUUGUGAUCGAGACCCAGUUUGUUCAAGAGGAUACUCAAGGAUAAGAGGCACACAAUGUGAAGAUAUCAAUGAGUGUGAAGUGUUCCCUGGAGUGUGUACUAAUGGACACUGUGUCAAUACGCUGGGAUCCUUUAUUUGCCAGUGCCCCACUGGAAUGACUUUGGAUGCAACUGGACGGAGGUGUAUCGAUAUUCGUUUGGAGUCAUGCUACUUGGAUCACGAUGAUGAAGACUGCACAAAACCCAUCGGAGGGCGACACCGACUGGAUGCCUGUUGCUGCUCUGUGGGUGCAGCCUGGGGCCCUGACUGUGACGAAUGCCCCACAAAGGGAACACCUGAAUAUGAAGCUCUUUGCCCAAGACCUGGAUUUUCUACUCGAGGAGAGAUUAUAAAUGGGAAACCAUUCUACAAAGACAUCAAUGAAUGCAAAAUGAUCCCAAGCCUUUGCACCUAUGGAAAAUGCAGAAACACCAUUGGAAGUUUCCGAUGUAAAUGCGACAGUGGGUUUGCCCUUGAUUCUGAAGAAAGAAACUGCACAGAUAUUGAUGAAUGUCGCAUCUCUCCUGACCUGUGUGGCCAAGGGCUCUGUGUCAACACACCUGGAGACUUUCACUGUGACUGUUUUGAAGGUUAUGAAAGUGGAUUCAUGAUGAUGAAAAACUGCAUGGACAUUGAUGAAUGUGAAAGGAAUCCUCUGUUGUGCAGAGGGGGCGUGUGCAUAAACACCGAAGGAAGCUUCAGAUGCGAGUGCCCUCCAGGUCAUCAAUUGUCUCCAAACAUCUCUGCCUGUAUAGACAUUAAUGAAUGUGACCUGAGUAUAAAUUUGUGCAGAAAUGGACGUUGUGUCAACCUCAUUGGAAAGUAUCAGUGUGCCUGCAACCCUGGAUAUCAGUCAACACCUGACAAAUUAUAUUGUAUUGAUAUUGAUGAAUGCGACAUCAUGAAUGGCGGCUGUGACACCUUCUGUACAAAUUCAGAAGGCAGCUAUGAGUGUAGCUGUAGACCAGGAUUUGCGCUGAUGCCAGACCACAGAACUUGCACUGAUAUUGAUGAGUGUGAAGACAAUCCUAACAUCUGUGAUGGUGGCCAGUGCACAAACAUACCUGGAGAAUACAGAUGUCUUUGUUAUGAUGGAUUCAUGGCAACUGAUGACAUGAAGAGUUGUUUAGAUGUUGAUGAAUGUGAACUGAACAAGGACAUCUGUUUGAGUGGAACUUGUGAGAAUACAAAAGGAUCCUUUAUCUGUCACUGUGAUUUGGGAUAUUCUGGUAAAAAAGGAUCAACUGGUUGCACAGAUAUUAACGAAUGUGAAAUUGGAGCCCAUAACUGUGAUCGGAAUGCUAUCUGUACGAACACAGCUGGAAGUUUCAAAUGCAGUUGCGGUCCGGGUUGGAUUGGAGAUGGUAUCAAAUGUACAGAUCUGGAUGAAUGCUCCAAUGGGACACACACGUGCAGCCCACAUGCAGAUUGCAAAAAUACCAUGGGAUCAUACCGUUGCCUGUGCAAAGAAGGGUACACUGGGGAUGGAUUCACAUGCACAGAUCUUGAUGAAUGCUCAGAAAACCUAAAUCUCUGUGAAAAUGGGCAGUGCCUCAAUGCUCCAGGAGGUUAUCGCUGUGAAUGUGACAUGGGAUUUUUGCCAAGUGAAGAUGGGAAAGCCUGUGAAGAUAUUGAUGAGUGUACCCUUCCUAGCAUAUGUGUCUUUGGGACCUGUCACAACCUCCCUGGCCUGUUCCGAUGUCAGUGUGAGACAGGAUACGAAUUGGACAGAAGUGGCGGUAACUGCACAGACAUCAACGAGUGCGCAGAUCCCACAACUUGUAUGAGUGGCACUUGUCUCAACAUCCCAGGCAGUUACACCUGUGAAUGCCCACCUGACUUUGAGCUGAACCCUACUCGUGUUGGAUGUGUUGACACACGCUCUGGCCACUGUUACUUGGAGAUUAAACCUCGAGGAGACAAUGGAGACUCAGCUUGCAGCAAUGAAAUCGGGAUUGGGGUUUCGAAGUCCUCUUGCUGCUGUUCUCUUGGCAAAGCAUGGGGGAUUCCAUGUGAAGCGUGCCCAGCUGUGAACUCAAGUGACUACAAGGUGCUCUGUCCUGGAGGAGAAGGAUUCCGACCCAAUCCUAUUACAGUUAUUUUGGAGGAUAUUGAUGAGUGCAUUGAGCUACCUGGACUCUGCCAAGGAGGACAAUGUAUCAAUUCAUUUGGUAGCUUUCAGUGUCAGUGUCCAUCCGGCUACUACUUGAAUGAAGAUACUCGAGUAUGUGAUGACGUUGAUGAAUGCAUCACCCCUGGCAUCUGUGGGCCUGGCACUUGCUACAACACCAUCGGCAACUACACCUGUAUUUGUCCUCCUGACUACAUGCAAGUCAAUGGCGGGAACAACUGUAUGGAUAUGAGGAGGAGUCUGUGCUACAGAAACUUUUAUGCUGACAAUCAAACCUGUGAUGGAGAGCUGCUUUUUAACAUGACCAAAAAAAUGUGCUGCUGUUCCUACAACAUUGGGCGAGCCUGGAAUAGACCGUGUGAACAAUGCCCCGUCCCGAGCACUGAUGAAUUUUCAACUCUUUGUGGAAGUCAAAGGCCUGGUUUCUUCAUUGACAUUUACACAGGGUUACCAGUUGAUAUUGAUGAAUGCCGUGAGAUCCCUGGUAUGUGUGAGAAUGGGGUCUGCAUAAACCUGGUCGGCAGUUUCCGAUGUGAAUGUCCAGGAGGAUUCAUUUACAAUGAGAAGUUACUGAUCUGUGAAGAUAUUGAUGAAUGUCAAAAUGGGCAGGUGUGUCAGCAGCAUGCUGAGUGCAUCAACACACCAGGGAGCUACCGCUGCGAUUGCAAACCUGGUUAUCGGUUCACGUCACUAGGCUGGUGUGUUGAUCGCGAUGAAUGUAAAGAGAUGCCCAAUCUCUGUAGCCAUGGUACAUGCCAUGACCAGGAUGGAGGCUAUUACUGCACUUGUGAUACUGGAUUCAAAACAAAUGAUGACAGAACUAUGUGUGUGGAUAUCAAUGAAUGUGAUCGAGACCCAUGUGGAAAUGGCACCUGCAGGAAUACUGUAGGCUCUUUCAACUGCCGCUGUCAUACAGGAUUCAUCCUUUCUCACAAUAAUGACUGUAUAGAUGUUGAUGAAUGUGCCAGUGGAAAUGGAAUGCUGUGCAGAAAUGGCCGGUGCAUCAACACGGUUGGGUCUUUCCAGUGUCUCUGCAGUGAUGGCUAUGAGAUAUCUCCAGAUGGAAGGGUUUGUGUUGAUAUUAAUGAGUGUGCAUUGGAUCCUGGUAAAUGUUCACCUGGUACAUGUCAAAACCUGGAUGGUUCAUAUAGGUGCAUAUGCCCUGUUGGAUACAGCCUAGAUAAGGACAACUGUAUUGAUAUUGAUGAGUGUACAGAAGAGGCAAACAUCUGUGUCUUGGGUACUUGCAGCAAUACUCCAGGCAGCUUCACUUGCUUGUGUCCUGAGGGGUUCAUAGUGACCUCUGAUGGAAGAAGAUGUAAUGAUCUGAGAAUGAGCUACUGCUUUACCAAAUUUGAAGAAGGAAAAUGUGUGGUUCCCAAAGCCAGAAACCAUUCCAAGCACGAGUGCUGCUGCAAUAUGCGUGGGGAAGGGUGGGGUGAGCCAUGUGAACUGUGCCCACAAGAAGGACAAGAGGCUUAUAAGGACAUUUGUCCAUUUGGAUAUGGCAUUAUGAUUGGCCCUGGUGGUGAACCCAUUGAUGCUGAUGAGUGCCUAGAUCCAGACAACUGUAAAAAUGGGCAAUGCAUCAACACAGAUGGUUCCUUCCGCUGCGAGUGCCCCUUUGGUUACGUAAUUCACGGAUCUGAAUGUGUCGAUACUGAUGAGUGCUCUGUAGGAAGCCCGUGUGGAAAUGGAACUUGUAAGAAUAUUAUUGGCAGUUUUGAAUGUACCUGUGAGGAAGGGUUUGAGCCGGGACCAAUGGUGACAUGUGAAGACAUAAACGAAUGUGCUCAGAAUCCUCUCCUUUGUGCCUUCCGAUGUGUGAAUACAUAUGGAUCCUAUGAAUGCAAAUGUCCUGCUGGCUACAUCCUCAGAGAAGACAGAAGAAUGUGCAAAGAUCAGAAUGAGUGUGAAGAAGGAAUUCAUGACUGUGACUCAAAGAACAUGGAGUGUAAAAACCUGAUUGGCACAUAUAUGUGCAUAUGUGGCCCUGGAUAUCAACGCAGACCAGAUGGUGAAGCUUGCAUAGAUGAGAAUGAAUGCCAGACGAAACCUGGGAUCUGUGAAAAUGGACGCUGUGUGAAUACAGUAGGAAAGUACCGAUGCGAAUGUCAUGAUGGUUUCAACGCCAGUGCAGAUGAGACUGAAUGCAUAGACAACAGAGAAGGCUACUGUUUCACGGAAGUCCUACAGAGUAUGUGUCAGAUUGGAUCAAGCAACAGGAACCCCGUGACCAAAUCUGAAUGUUGCUGUGAUGGUGGGCGAGGAUGGGGACCCAACUGUGAGAUCUGCCCCUUCUUGGGCACUAUAGCUUUCAAAAAACUUUGUCCUUAUGGCCGUGGAUACACAACCACUGGAGCAGAUAUUGACGAGUGCAAGGUUAUCCAUGAUGUUUGCCAGAAUGGAAACUGUAUCAAUGAAAGAGGAUCAUACCGCUGUGACUGUAAAGAUGGCUACACUACAGAUAUAACAGGCACUCUUUGCAUAGAUCUAAAUGAGUGCAACCAGUCACCAAAGCCUUGCAAUUUCAUCUGCAAAAAUACUGAAGGGAGUUUUCAGUGCUCAUGUCCAAAAGGAUAUAUUUUGCAAGAAGAUGGGAGAAGCUGCAAAGAUCUUGAUGAAUGUGCAACCAAGCAACAUAACUGCCAGUUCCUUUGUGUCAACACCAUUGGGGGCUUUACUUGUAAAUGCCCACCUGGGUUUACUCAACAUCAUUCAGCAUGUAUUGAUAACAACGAAUGUGCUUCUGAUGUCAAUAUUUGUGGAUCUAAGGGCAUUUGUCAAAACACACCAGGAAGCUUCAAUUGUGAAUGUCAACGAGGCUUUGCACUUGACCAGACUGGAGCCAGCUGUGAAGACGUUGAUGAAUGUGACGGAAAUCAUCGGUGCCAGCACGGUUGCCAGAACAUAAUUGGAGGAUACAGGUGUAGCUGCCCACAAGGAUAUCUCCAGCACUACCAGUGGAACCAGUGUGUCGAUGAAAAUGAAUGCCUCAGUGCACAUAUCUGUGGUGGAGCAUCUUGCCACAACACUUUGGGAAGCUACAAAUGCAUGUGCCCUACUGGAUAUCACUUCGAGCAGUUCAGUGGAGCAUGCCAAGAUGUAAAUGAGUGUGGCUCUUCACAAGCACCCUGCAGCUACGGCUGCUCAAACACAGAAGGUGGCUAUGUCUGUGGAUGCCCACCUGGGUACUUCAGAGUAGGACAAGGGCAUUGCGUUUCUGGAAUGGGACUGGGCAAGGGUCAUGGCCAGGACUUACCAAUGAGUGGUGAAGUAGAUGACAAUUCACUUUCUCCAGAAGCAUGCUAUGACUGCAAGAUCAAUGGCUAUCCUAAGAGAGGAAGGAAACGGCGAAGCACAAAUGAAACAGAUGCUCUUGAGGCAGAGGAUCUGCCUGAGAUGGAGUCAGCUGUUAAUCUUGCCAGCUGGGAUAUUGAAAAACCAACCACCUUUUCUUUCAACAUCUCUGAUCUUGACAACAAAGAUCGCAUCUUAAAACUGAUCCCAGCUCUCACAACACUGACAAAUCACAAUCGAUAUUUAAUAGACCAUGGGAAUGAAGGUGGUUUCUUUAGGAUAAAUCAGAAAGAAGGGAUAAGUUUCCUUCACUUGACAAAGAAGAAGCCUGUGCCUGGAACCUACUCAUUACACAUCAGUAGUAUUCCACUCUAUAAAAAGAAGGAACUCAACCAGCUUGAAGAUAAACAUGACAAAGACUACCUCAGUGGUGAGCUAGGAGACAACCUGAAAAUGAAAAUUGAAAUUUUGCUUCACUAAUUCACCAACCAGAGACCAAAUAAUUAAAACCAAAGAUAGCUAGGUGAGACUUGAAUGUUUUCCCCCCAAUAAGGUUCUCCAUAUCACAGGUACAAGUCUUCAUGAAUACCUUUGAACACGUGAGCACUAUUUCAUUUCGACAUAAGCAAGGUACAGGAAGAAAACUGUAGCUCACAACAACCACUUUCUCAGGCUUCUUGUAAGUGUAGCUACCUUGAUAUGCUGAAUCUUGGAAACAGAGACUGCUGCUGGAAGUUGGCCACUGAUGCUGAGAUGAUAUCCUAUCAGCAGUGAUGCAAGAACACACGUUCCAUCAAUGGAUUGUUCUAUUUAAAACAACAAAUCUUAAAAUCUGCUUCUUCAGCUACACUUUACUAGGUCAGCAGUUUAUGAUAUCCAUUUGGUGCUAGAAGAUUUCCAAACUAGAUUUUAUAAAUGCACUGUAAUAUAUACACAACUUAGAAGCCAAAGAAAUUGCAAUUACUCCAUCUAAAUACAACAAUCAACCAAAGUUUAGCUCAGUAGUUUAUCUCAGUUAUACCUAUAAUACAGUACAUGUAAAUUAAGUGUGUGUAUACUGUAACCAUGCUAUUUUUUAUCAAUGAAGCAUUUGUAAACUAGAUUAAUAACACCCUUCAUGUGAGGGUUUAUAAUGGUGCUUAUAAGACCAACUACUUAACUGUAUACACAAAUCUGGUGAUGAAAUUUCUGUGACAACCAAAAUGCACUGAGGUCAGUGAGGACCAGUAAACAUUCUCAGAAGUCACAUGACACAGUGCCAUCCACCAUUACGUCAUGACAUAAUGUAACAUUGCGUGUCAAGAUUACCGACCAUCAUUCAUAUCAACAAGGGUUCAGUGUCAAAUGUCACAAUAAAACAGUGUCUUUUUUAGUUCA
This is a messenger RNA of Hemicordylus capensis (graceful crag lizard), 9901 nucleotides long. RefSeq names its product fibrillin 1 (gene FBN1). The transcript has 66 exons. NCBI's taxonomy places the organism in Eukaryota, Metazoa, Chordata, Lepidosauria, Squamata, Cordylidae. The coding region runs from base 368 to 9004 and encodes 2878 amino acids. The record is from RefSeq and is a predicted model, not a curated record. Gene Ontology annotation, molecular function: calcium ion binding.